UCUCUCUACGUCGCUCAGGGCGUGCUCAAAAUUACAGACAGAAAGAUUCCUGCCGGGAAAGCAGACCUUUCAUAAUUCCUGCCAGCUUCGCCUCCUCGGUCGCGUGUUCAAAAGUCCACCUAUAGGUGUCAGCCUCCGUGUUCACCGGUGCUCUCAAGGCUCUCGUUGUGGCAGCAUACCAGUCUUGGCAAUUUUGCAGCCUUUCUGGAAGACAACAAGCGCUACACUCUCUCGCCAUGGCACGAAAGAAGAAGGGAACGAAGAAGACGGCCGUGCCAGGAAGCAUGGCCAAUAGUAUUCCUGCUCCAAACCCACAGGUCGGCGCGAACGCCACGAGCCCCACCAAGACAGCCACAGAGCAGUCGAACUCUCGUCCUCACGCCACCUCGACACAAAUGAAUGGAGUCUUUGCAGCGAUUCACCGUGUGGAGAAGAAGGUCGACAGUCAAGAGCUCAUCUUGCACAGUGUACUAGAUAGCCUUCGUGCACUCACCACUAAGCAAGCAGCUCUUUCGCAGGCCACUCAGCUCGCGCUCGCUGCUCCGACCACGGCAGAAGUCAAAGACUUGAAAGCAGGCUUGGGUCAGUUAAGUGUGCUGGUCAUGGACUUUGCAAACUUCAAGGCCGCUCUCCAGACGAUGUCAAGCGAUGUAGCCGGUCGUCUGGACGACCUCAAGCGUAUGGUAGAGGAACUUGCAACGACGCCUGACAACAGUGACACCGAGUCUGUUCCAAGCAAUCGCGCUGCCGCAGGCGCUGGCGGCACUCCUGGCCACUCGGACGACUUGUGAAGAGUCACCAGAGAAGUGAAACGAAUAAAGCAGGUGACUGUACCGUUACCGAAAGAUCUGCGAAGAAACUCAAUCGACGAGACUCGAAUCCAACGAACAUUGUCGCAUAACGCACGCUGGUGCACACAUCACCUUCAAGCUGUACGAAUAGACUCGACUCGUUUCAAUCAAAGACGACAGCAUCCACGUGCCGAG
Ceraceosorus guamensis is the source of this 986-nucleotide messenger RNA. RefSeq lists its product as hypothetical. Bases 237 to 791 code for a protein of 184 amino acids. The transcript is spliced from 5 exons. The record is from RefSeq and is a predicted model, not a curated record. NCBI's taxonomy places the organism in Eukaryota, Fungi, Basidiomycota, Exobasidiomycetes, Ceraceosorales, Ceraceosoraceae.